Messenger RNA from Funneliformis mosseae, 651 nucleotides. The record is from the annotation of a GenBank genome assembly. Lineage: Eukaryota; Fungi; Glomeromycota; Glomeromycetes; Glomerales; Glomeraceae.
AUGACAAGAUAUACUAAAUUAGAAAAGAAAAAGUAUGAAAAAGCUGCUGGAUUUAACAUUAAGCCACUUCAACCAGAUAAAGAACGCGUUUGUAACGUUAUAAGGAUAAUACUUAAUUCAUUUGUUUGUUCAGAAAUUAAAUCGAAAAGGUCAGAAAAACGUAGACAGAGAAGAUUAAAAGAACGGCAAAACAAAACUAUAUGUUUUGGAUGUAGGAAGAAAGGUCAUAGCGUUAAGGACUGUACAGAAGCAAAAGAACAAGGUGUAGGCAUGUGCUAUAAUUGCAGUUCAACCGAACAUAUUGCCAAAGAUUGCAAAAAAACAAUUAAACGAGGUGAUGAAUACCUUUAUGCAAAAUGUUUUAUUUGUAAUGAGCAAGGACAUCUUUCUAGACAAUGUCUAAAGAACGAAAAAGGAUUAUAUCCUAACGGUGGUACAUGUAGAUUCUGUAGUCAAGUAACUCAUUUAGCUAAAGAUUGUACAUUGAAAAAUCAAGCUAUUGGAACCUCCGUUGUAGUAGGCAAAUUGGAUCUGCAACAUGGUGCUGAUGAUGAUGAUUUUCAUAUUCAGGUUCUAGAAAUGUCUGAAGAGAAAUUGAAUACUAUCAAAUCUGGAAAGAAUAAAUUAAAAAAGAAAAUUGUGAAAUUUUAA